Molecule: messenger RNA, 312 nt
Organism: Fusarium graminearum PH-1
Lineage: Eukaryota; Fungi; Ascomycota; Sordariomycetes; Hypocreales; Nectriaceae
Exons: 1
Coding region: 1-312 (103 amino acids)
Source: RefSeq, a predicted model, not a curated record
AUGGCUUUCUACUUGGAUGACCGGACCGAAGUUUACCUGUGCCCCGAGGACAGGGGCAGGGAUACUGAUCAAUCAUCCCGGACUUCGCCAUGGAUAGGGUUGGUAGAGGUUGGUGUUGGGACGGGCAAGCAGGGGGUGGAUAAGAAUUCCUGGAGCCGGAGGAUGGAGCUGCAGAGCAGAAACAGUGUCUAUCAGCCGGACCUUGUGCUCAUUGCCAGGGGGGACACAAAGUUUGGACGGGCGUGGCUAGGAGACCCUGACUUCGGUCCAACACGACCAGGUCCAUGCGUCGACGUCCAAACGCGUGCCUGA